Molecule: messenger RNA, 512 nt
Organism: Drosophila ananassae
Lineage: Eukaryota; Metazoa; Arthropoda; Insecta; Diptera; Drosophilidae
Product: transcription elongation factor 1 homolog
Exons: 2
Coding region: 169-417 (82 amino acids)
Biological process (GO): transcription elongation by RNA polymerase II
Cellular component (GO): transcription elongation factor complex
Molecular function (GO): RNA polymerase II complex binding
Source: RefSeq, a predicted model, not a curated record
UAAAUCAAGUAAGCGUUUCCCCAAUGUCAAAUAUAAAGUAUAACUAAGAACAGGCUCUUUUUCAGUUAAAAAGAUCCUUUUGUGCCUUCAAGAACGUUUCAAGCUUGAAUAGGAAAUUAUUUUAAUUUUUUUUAUUCAUUAAUAAAAUUAGUUUUCUGAUAAUUAGAAAUGGGUCGUCGUAAGUCAAAACGCAAGGCUCCGCCAAAACAGAAGAACAUUCAGCCGUUGGCCCAAGUUUUCGAUUGUCCUUUCUGUAACCAUAAGCAAGCUUGUGAAGUCCUAAUGGAUAAAAUAAAGUUAAUUGGAAGAAUCAAGUGCAAUAUAUGCCAAGAACUAUUCCAAACGUCUGUGAAUUUUUUAUCGGAACCGAUUGACGUUUUCAACGACUGGAUUGAUGCCUGUGAAGAACAAAACUGAGAGGUUUAUGCAAAAUAUAGUUUAGAAAAUAAAUAUGCCAGAAUAUUUUAGAUUAGAAUCAUAAAUAAAAUGACUUUAAAAUCUACAACGUCGAA